Molecule: messenger RNA, 5056 nt
Organism: Lates calcarifer (barramundi perch)
Lineage: Eukaryota; Metazoa; Chordata; Actinopteri; Centropomidae
Product: rho GTPase-activating protein 26
Exons: 24
Coding region: 633-2981 (782 amino acids)
Biological process (GO): signal transduction
Cellular component (GO): cytoplasm
Molecular function (GO): GTPase activator activity; protein binding
Source: RefSeq, a predicted model, not a curated record
AACGGUCAGCUCGCCGAGUCUGGCCAUUUGAUUGGCCGAUAGAGACGUCCAUCAGGGGAUUAUCCGGGUCGGGGUAGGUUGAUUACGGUCUGCAUCGCUGAGAUGAGCGGGGCAGUGGAGAAAGUAGUGCAUUUAAAACCGCCCAGGGAAGACACCGCAUUUACGAGCCUCUAGUUUUGGUUUUUUUUUUAAUUUGCAGACUCCCUCCCUCCCUCCUCGCCCCUGGUUGACUCUGUCUGGUCCAGAAUGACUUGAUCGAGAGGAACGCAGCACCGGUUUACCUGAGCAAGUGGACACUUUUUUUCUCUGCACCCCGCCAAACAUGCUCUGACUUUUAUUUUAUUUAAUUGGAUGCCGUGUUGGACUGCUGCUGUUGGUGGACUCAUGCUCGUGUCAACUUGAGUGUUUAUCUUAAAAAACUGAAAAGCAAGGUUAUGCAGGGAGGCAUUGCUCUCGCAUACAUCUCCGCCCUGUUGUUUACAUGUUGUAAUUGGAUUUUCCAUCAUUUCCAGCAGUAGCAGCAGCAGUAGUAGUAGUAACUCAGGUUUUCUCCCUCCUCCUCCUCUUGUUCCUCCUUCUCCCGCUCGGAGCUUUUUUUUGCCGGGUCGUCCGGGUUGUGUCAAAGGGAGAAGAUGGGACUACCUGCCCUGGAGUUCAGUGACUGCUACCUGGACAGCCCGCAGUUCAGGGAGAGACUCAAGUCCCACGAAAUGGAGCUGGACAAGACCAACAAGUUCAUCAAGGAGCUGAUUAAAGACGGCAAAGCGCUCAUCCAGGCGUUGAAAUGUCUGUCAACAGCCAAGAGGAAGUUUGCUGACUCUCUCAACGAGUUUAAAUUCCAGUGUAUUGGCGAUGCCGAGACGGAUGAUGAGAUAUGCAUAGCCAAGUCUCUUCAGGAGUUUGCAGCGGUCCUACAAAACCUGGAAGAUGAGAGGACACGGAUGAUCGAGAACGCCAAUGAUGUGCUGAUUAUGCCUCUGGAGCGGUUCAGGAAAGAACAGAUCAGUGCAGCCAAGGAAGCCAAGAAAAAAUAUGACAAAGAGACGGAGAAGUAUUGUGCAGUGCUGGAAAAGCACCUUAGCCUGUCAGCAAGGAAAAAAGAGUCUCAUCUACAUGAAGCGGACAACCAGGUAGACAACGUACGGCAGCAUUUCUACGAGGUUUCUCUGGAGUACGUCUUCAAGGUGCAGGAGGUCCAAGAGAGGAAGAUGUUUGACUUUGUGGAGCCUCUGCUGGCGUUUCUCCAAGGCCUUUUCACCUAUUAUCACCACGGCUAUGAGCUGGCAAAGGACUUUAAUCACUUCAAGACUGAUCUCACCAUCAGCAUACAGAAUACGAGGAAUCGUUUUGAGAGCACGCGGUCGGAGGUGGAGAGUCUGAUGAAGAAGAUGAAGGAGAAUCCGCACGAUCACAAGAGCGUCAGUCAGCACACCAUGGAGGGAUACCUGUUUGUACAGGAGAAGCGCUCAUUUGUAUCUACCUGGGUGAAGUACUACUGUACAUACCAUCGUGAGCCCAAGAGGGUGACCAUGGUACUGUUUGACCCUAAGUCAGGAGGGAAAAUGGGAGAUGAGGAGAGCUUCAUCCUCAAGUCCUGCACCAGGAGGAAGACAGACUCAAUAGAAAAGAGGUUCUGUUUUGAUGUGGAGGCUGUAGACAGGCCGGGAGUGAUCACCAUGCAGGCUCUGUCAGAAGAAGACCGCAGGUUGUGGAUGGAGGCCAUGGAUGGGAGAGAACCGGUGUACAAUCUGAACAAAGACAACCAGGCUGAAGGCCUGGCCCAGCUGGAUGUCAUUGGGUUCAAUGUGAUGAAAAAAUUCAUCUAUGCAGUGGAGACUCGAGGUAUCGAUGAGCAGGGCUUGUACCGAAUCGUUGGCGUCAACUCCAGAGUACAAAAACUACUGAGCCUGGCUAUGGAUCCUAAGACAUGUGCUGACGUGGAGCUAGAAAACCCAGAGUGGGAGAUUAAGACUAUCACGAGUGCUAUCAAGCACUAUCUCAGAGUGCUGCCCGCACCUCUCAUGACAUACCAGUACCAGAGGAGCUUCAUCAAAGCUGCCAAAUUGGACAACCCAGAGGCCAGGGUGACAGAGAUCCAUGCUCUGGUGCACCGACUUCCUGAGAAGAACAGACAAAUGCUGGAGCUGCUGAUGAAACACCUGGCCAAUGUGGCCAGUCACCACCAGCAGAACCUCAUGACCAUCGCUAAUCUGGGUGUGGUCUUCGGGCCGACUCUGCUCCGCCCCCAGGAGGAGACGGUGGCAGCCAUCAUGGACAUCAAGUUCCAGAACAUUGUUGUGGAGAUCCUCAUAGAGCACCACGAAAGGAUAUUCAGGGCCGUACCGAGUUCUGCCGGAGGUUCGACCAACCUGCAGCUCAACCUGUCCAGGAGAAAAAGCACUGAGAGCAAAGCCCCGUCCUGCAGCGAGAGGCCUCUCACACUCUUCCACACACCAACACAUUCCCAGAAAGGUGAAAAGAGGAACAGCGUGGUCAAUGCAACAGUCGGCGAACUACAGCAGCCGGUUUCUUCUUCUGCCAACUGUAACAGCAGCAGCAGUAGCAGCAGCAGCAGCCAAGGUCGAACCCCGAGACACAGCCUGACCAGCAACGAUGGGGAGCAGGACACCCGGCAGAUCCGACCCAGCUCAUUGCUCAAUCCAAAGAAUCGUAGCAGCAUACCAACGAGUGCAACAUCUCCCAGCCCCACCUCACCACGCUCUCCCUCAUGGCCAAUGUUCUCAGCCCCGUCGAGUCCUCAGCCGACGUCUUCCGCCUCCAGUGACUCCUCCCCUAUCAGUAUUGCGGGCAGGAAGGCUCGAGCGCUGUAUGCCUGCAAGGCAGAGCAUGACUCGGAGCUGUCCUUCAUCGCUGGAACCAUCUUCGAGAACGUUCAUGCCUCCAGGGAGCCGGGUUGGCUGGAAGGUACUCUGGAUGGUCGAACAGGACUGAUACCAGAAAACUAUGUGGAGUUUUUAUAGUCCAGGGCUGGGGGGAAAAAAGACCUGAACUGGACAAUACUGAACUAGAGAUGAUCAAACUGGACUUAGAUUAAAUAGAUUUGACCGCACAAGACUGAACAGACUUUGUUAGAUCAUAUACUCCUACUGGACUGGACUUGUUGAUGAGGCCACUCGACUCGUCUCAACUAGAACUGAAACUGGACCAAGCAGAACCAUAUGAAACAGAUAUGAUGCAGAAACAAAGCAGAGCAGACUGGGAAGAGGCCCAUGAAUUGCACUGGAAAAAAGGAAAAAAAAGUUUCAAAUCCCUGUGUGGUUCCGGCUGUUAUUGGAUUCGUGUGGAUGGCUUCCCAAGUCCUGUUGAAGAUGAUGUGGUAAUGAACCUGGAAUGUGUGUGUGUGUGUGUGUGUGUGAGAGAGAGAAAUGUGUGUGAGUGUGUGUUGGGGGGGGCGGGGUCACCUGGGUAGAUGAGUUGAUAUUUCUGAGCUGUGAGGCUUGUGAUUUUUCAACCCUUUGUUAUUUUGAGCUGCACUGCCCCACUGAUUCAGCAUCUCCUUCAGCUAGAAAUAAAAAGUGUCUGUAGAGAUGGUGGAGAUGAUGACACUGAACACAAAAAAGCAAGCGGCCUCCUACUUUGGACUUGCGAGUUCACCUUCUCUGUGUGGUAUUUGCAUGAUUGCUAAUCCCAUUGGAGGAGUGGAGCUUUUAGAACAGAUUUAAAUGAUUGGGUUUGGCUGAAUGGCUCCCAAAAUGUGUUUUUUAACACUUUCUGUGGCAGUCCAGUAAUUCCCCAGGACAAGACUCAACCUGGCUAAUGUUUCAGAGCUCCACUUCAGCGGCCGGAGCCCCAGGGCAGAUCAGCACAGGGUGAGGUUACCGGGAAAACAGUUCUCCAAAGGUCAGCUUUGGCUUUCUCCUUUUUUAUAAUGCCUCUCCCUGCAGAGCCCUCACAAAAAAUGUGAAAUUUUUUAAAACAACUCCACAAGCUGAUCAGUGGCUUACAGUGCAGCAUAGGAGGAACAGCUGAUUCCUGCUGGUUCAAGCAAGCCGAGCUGUGAGGCCUCACUCUGCUUGCCCAGCUCAGACAUUUUUUAAUUGUUGGAAAUAACUGGAUCCUGUACCGUAUAUAGUGUCAAGUCACUCAAGCACUAUUUCAGUCCAUUUGGGGAAUUUUCAUCAAACAGAAUGUUUUGAUUUUCCCCAUCACAGUGUACUGGUGUUUCAACCUCAUUUCAGAAAUACAUACAUAUGAUUGAGCUUAUAUAUAUAUUUUAAGUGUGGGUAUUUUAUUUUAUCAUAUGGAUUCAAUCUGUUUCUUUAUUGUAGAUGCUCUCCUCUUCAGCCGCAUGUUGUAAGCAAACAACUUUAGUCAUUUGGAAGUCAAAAUAUGACAUGGUUAUACUGUGUAUGUUAACAUGCACCAUAAGGAUCCUUUUUCUGUUUUUAUGUAGAAUAACAAAAACAGUGAUAAUAAUGUAAUUGUCUGAAAUGGACAUUUACAUUUGAGACAGAUACUCAUUCAUGAGAAAAUGAAAUUAAGAUGUUUUUCAGAGAAGCUCAGACAUGAAGAAAAGAGAAGUCAUUAAUUUUUCAGAAUUGUUCAGAUACACAUGUGAAAGCUGGUCUGCUCUGGGGCUCCAAUGAAUGUCCUUGUUUCAUUAAUCAAAGCUGAAUUUUUUCCUUGAACCACUUGGUGAAGUCUGUAUCAACCGUUUUUCUUUUAGGACAGAAUAUUGAGAGAAUAUUAUAGCAUUUUAACAUGAAAAUCAAAUGGAAGAGUAAAAAAAAAAUGUGAAACAAGACUACUUUGUUCAUAUCUAAACUUCUUAUUUAUGAGACUUUCUUAAAGGCGCAAUCCUUCUUUUUGAAGUGUUUUAUUGACAUUGUAAAUAAAUACACAACAUUUGAUAAGGUAAACAUUUUUUAAGUAUGAAAUUUUAUAUUUUGUAUUUUUAGCAUACUAACUUAAUUCCUUCUUUGUUGCCCAGAUUUUUGUAUCAUUUAAGUCUAUCUACAGCCUUAAAUAUUCCUUCAGAUGUUUUGGUGAUUUGACAAGCAUGUGCAGAAUUAAAGAUAAAUGUUGAACAACUGCA